Molecule: messenger RNA, 1260 nt
Organism: Cyphellophora europaea CBS 101466
Lineage: Eukaryota; Fungi; Ascomycota; Eurotiomycetes; Chaetothyriales; Cyphellophoraceae
Exons: 1
Coding region: 1-1260 (419 amino acids)
Source: RefSeq, a predicted model, not a curated record
AUGUCUCCCUCCAAGUCCUCCCCCCUCGCUUCUCCCGCCGCUGCCUUCCCUCCCGUCGGUGAGAAGCGCAAAGCUACCGCUGCCUUCCACGAGGAAGAGCCAGCUUCGUCCCCUACCACUGCCAAGAAGCAGUGUCUCAAGUCCGUGACCAAAAAGCAAGUCACCGCUCCCAAAGUCACUGCAUCCGAUGUCGCUGCCGAUGCCACCGUCGAAGCGGCCACCCCACUCCGCAACCAAGCCAAGGCCUCAGAGGUCGAGGUUUCUACCCCUCCUGUUGCUGGCGAGAAGCGCAAGGCUUCCGCCUCCAACACUGAGCAAGACGAGUCCAAGACUGCACCUUCCAAGAACAGAAAGGUCUCUAAAGAUGAAAAGUUGCCAGAGAAGGAUGCGACUUCCAACGAGAUGGCCGAGGGCAAAGGCACACCGCAGCCCAAAGCCACCAAGCCGAAGACCUCCGGCAUCUUGAAGCGCAAAGCUUCCGAGUUCACUGGUGAAGACGAGCCUGUCACCAAGAAGGCCAAGACAGUUUCUCGCAAGGACGGUAACUCCAGCCAGAAGGAGAACAUUGAUCCGGAGACUGGCGAGACGGCUCCCGCUCGCAAGAAGCGAGCUAUCGGCCUGGAGAAGCGUACGCUGUCUGCUGACAAGAUCAAGCAUCGUGCGAGGCGGCUUGCGGAGCAGCGAUUGGCUCGCGAGAGAAUUGAGAGGUUGGAGGCUGAGCAUCGUCGGGCUGUGGAAGAAGCGGCAAACGCUGAAGCUGAGCGGCUAGCCAAGAUCAAGGCUGCGCAUGCUGAUUAUCGCAAGAAGAUCGCGGUGCAAAACAGGGCCGAUGACUUCUGUUACAACAUGGGCAUUGGCGAGUUCAUCUACCUCGAGCUCGACGAGCAAGAACGCGUUCUGAAGGAGAUUGACGCCAGGGAGAGUCACGCACAACUCAAGCGCCUGGAGAAGAAUGAAGUGUCUGCCUUGAAGAAGAUUGAGAGGGAUUGGGAUCGCCGUGGCCAGCACAACAACGGCACGGCCAUCAACAAGCACAACCAAGCGACGGCGUUUGCGAACUCCCUGAUCAGGGCUGCUCGCAACGAACGAGAGAAGUUCGAGAAAUCCCACGAGGCAUUCUGCAAAGCCUUGGACCAGGAGGAUUGGAAAGCUUUAAGUAAGAAGGAUGCUGACCAACUCCAGAAGGGCGAUCAGUACAAUACCAUCAUGCGGCGCCGCCGGAAAACGUUGUUCGCUGGCAAACUGCCAAUUGAACUCUGA